AUGGACAACGACAAAAGCAAGACCAAUGAAGAGAAGACCUCAGCAACACAACUAGGAGGAGAUCCUCCGCACUCUCUAAUUGCACUACAUCAGAUAAAGAAGAAAACACGAAAGGAAAUAGAUACAGCGUUUACGUGUGAUCUUGAUAGUGAUCAAAACAUAGAAUUCCAUGAUAACGAAACAAACGAAAAACAUACUAACACAAACUACGCCACACAAAAUCCAACUAAGCUAAUCUCACCUCCCACGCGUAUCCCAAUCUACAUACACAGAAAUAUCAAUCACACAAAACUUCUUGAUGCCCUGAAAAUGAAAUACAAUAAUAACUUUCAAGCUAAAUUCAUCUGUAGCAAACUUAAAAUGUCCGCAGAAAAAUGCUUUUACGACAAAUUUAGAGAAAAUCUUUACAGUGGUCCUAAAAGGGUUCUUCCUGGAGCAAGAAUAUGCGAGAAUCUAAAAAACCAAGGCCUAAAUCCUAUACUUUGCUCAGAAUUCCCUACACAUACCAGACACCUAAUUUACAAAUUAACAUUCGCCCUAAUUACCACACUGACACAACUAAAUCACGUCAGAUAUUACGAAAACAUUAAACUUCACUGGGAAAAAUACGAGGCUUAA
Molecule: messenger RNA, 618 nt
Organism: Heterotrigona itama
Lineage: Eukaryota; Metazoa; Arthropoda; Insecta; Hymenoptera; Apidae
Source: the annotation of a GenBank genome assembly